Symbiodinium necroappetens is the source of this 444-nucleotide messenger RNA. NCBI's taxonomy places the organism in Eukaryota, Dinophyceae, Suessiales, Symbiodiniaceae. The record is from the annotation of a GenBank genome assembly.
AUGACACCGGGUACAGUUGGCGCCGUCACUGCCUGCAACGAGAUUCGGUUGAAGGACGUGCCGGACAUGGGCUAUCUCCGCACAGACCAGGUGCACAAGAUUGGUUCCAAGACCAUCCCAUGCUGUGGUCGUGGAGAGAUCUGCCUGAAGGGCCUCAACAUCUUCCAAGGCUACUACAAGAUGCCCGACAAGACUGCAGAGGCGAUCGAUGCAGAUGGCUGGUUCCAUUCUGGGGACAUAGGGAUGUGGACACCUGACGGGAGGCUCAAGAUUAUCGAUAGAAAGAAGAACAUCUUCAAGCUUGCCCAAGGCGAGUACGUGGCACCAGAAAAGCUGGAGAAUCUCAAUGUGCAAAGCAAGUUCAUAGCCCAGAGCUUUGUCUACGGCGACAGUCUGAAGACUCAGCUCGUCUCCAUCGUGGUCCCCGACCCUGAGGUCGCCAAG